UCGAACUCUUCAAAUUCCCACAGCAUUGACCAAUCAGAAAUCUUCCGGGUUGUCGUUCAUUCAUGAAAUACAACACACUCUCCUAACGAUACUACAUGUGUAUCGAUCGUUGUCAUACCAUCAUUCGCAUGAAUUCCCUUCCGCGCUGGGCCGCUUUGCAUCCCAGUAACUGGACAUCGGUAGAGUUGACACGGUGGUUGGAAUAUGUGGCGGAGGAAUAUAAAAUGGACUCUGAGGCCACACACAAUAUGGUGGAGAGUUUCCAAGAUCUAGAUGGCCGGCGACUUCUUCAAAUGACCCUGGAGGAUUUCAGAGAAAUCAGUGAACAACAUGGCGAAUUUCUUUUUGAAAUUUUCAAAAAGAUGUGUACAGUGGAUAAGCAGAUGGCAGGUCUGGCCAUGGUACACAUGUUGCCCCCGAUUUCAGAAGGGAGUAGAUCCGCCACACCGUCACCCCCGGGAUCCAAGGGCAAUAAUCGUAAUGGGGAAGGAAAUGGGCUACAAAAAGAAAGUAAAUAAAAGCAUUUUAAAAACA
This is a messenger RNA of Magallana angulata, 534 nucleotides long. RefSeq names its product ETS-related transcription factor Elf-5-like. Lineage: Eukaryota; Metazoa; Mollusca; Bivalvia; Ostreida; Ostreidae. Gene Ontology annotation, molecular function: sequence-specific DNA binding; protein binding. Bases 96 to 518 code for a protein of 140 amino acids. The record is from RefSeq and is a predicted model, not a curated record. The transcript is spliced from 4 exons.